CAGAUUGAACAAAUACUUUGUACUACAAAAUAUCAUUGAGAAAGUCACCGAUCGAUUAUGCAGAGAAAUUGUCUUUCUAUAUUAAAAUAGUAUCAACAUCCGAGUGAAAAUAGAAUGAGUGCCAUUACGUUAUCCACGUUGCACGCUUGCAAGAAGUUGUGUGCAUCACUUCAACGCAGAUUUGUUUCAACGAAAACAGAAAAUACGGAAUAGCCCUGUUGUUUAUCACAACCAAAGAUUGAUUUAUCGUGAUUUUUAUGUUUACAUGUACAACACAUGAAAAACAUCUGUUUUUUUUAUUGGUCUGCUUCAUAAGAUUGUUUUCCAAUUGAACCAUUUCCGAAGGCAAAAUAAUUGUUAUCCAUGUCGUCAAUAGGAAAUCAAUUACUUGUUCACCUUUCAAUAUAUUGGGGUAAAUAAAUUGCCUUCUCAUUACGGUCGCGAUUGUUGGUGGCUGCGAAGAAUCACGAUAAUGUUUACGUCCAACGGUGGACGAAGUGAUAAACGUAACUUUUCCGGACCAUACUGGAUUGAAAAUAAUUUUGGGUUCAGCGAUAAGAAAACUCGAUAACAAAUUUCAUGGUACGACGACAUCGCAUGUAGGUCAUUUUCCUAUUGUACAAUUCGAGACAAUUGUGUACAAUCGUCUCAACUGAGAUGUCAGUUGCGGACAGUUUAGAGGAGCUGUACAAAUUCAGUGUAGUGGACUAUGGUGUCUUCUCGUCGAUGCUUAUCCUGUCGACGGCUUGCGGAAUAUAUUUUGGCUUCUUCAAACGCACCGUCGCCAGCACUCCGGAAAGCAGUGACGACGAGUGUGGCCCAAACCGGGUUAGCGAUGGCAGCAGACGCAAGCGAAUGUCAACGUUCGGUUCAUCAACCAUGGACGAAUAUUUGCUGGGAUCACGAAAGCUGAAGGCGUUCCCCGUGGCGAUGAGUCUGGUGGCGGGUUACAUAUCGGGGGUUACCAUAUUAGGGACGCCAGCGGAGAUAUACAAUUUUGGCACCCAAUAUUGGCUGAUUAUUGUGCCAAUAGCGUUGAUGGGACUGGCAGUAUGUACGAUCUAUUUACCGGUUUUUUGUUCUCUGAAGUUGAAUUCGUCGUAUGAGUACCUUGAACUACGAUUCAACUCAUCUGUGAGGUCAAUAGCUUCCGUGAUGUUCGUAUUUGACGAGUUGUUUUUCAUGCCGAUGAUAAUAUACGUCCCAGCUCUGGCGUUCAAUCAAGUUACUGGCUUCGACCUUCACAUAAUAGGAGCAAUUGUCUGUAUUGUUUGCAUAUUCUAUACACUUUUGGGCGGAAUAAAAGCGGUCGUAUUCACGGAUGCCUGGCAGGUGGUAGUAAUGUUCAUUUCCGUUGUUAUUGUGGUUAUUCUGGGUACGAUCGCAAUAACUGGUCCGGAAACUAUUUGGGAGCGAUCAAAGCAAGGAGGACGAAUCGAGUUCUUCGACAUGAACCCAUCGAUGUUCGAACGUCAAACGUUCUGGAGUGUUUUGAUCGGGGGCUUCUUCUAUUGGACCUCGUUCAAUUCCGUGAACCAGACAAUGGUUCAACGUUACAUGUCGCUUCCAAACUUGAAGAAGGCAAAAUUAUCCAUCGGAAUGUUUACCAUCGGUAUGGGGGUGUUUGUAUCGAUGUGCUGCUACGCUGGACUUUUGAUCUACGCUCAGUAUUAUCAGUGUGAUCCAAUGGCGGUGGGGUUGGUGCGUACCGACGACCAGCUGUUUCCCCAUUAUGUGAUUGAAGUCGCUGGUCAUCUGCAGGGAAUUCCCGGGUUGUUCAUUGCCGGUAUAUUCGGUGCCGCUCUCAGUUCCUUAUCCGUGGUGCUAAAUUCCACAUCAGCAGUAUUAUUUGAAGAUAUUCUCAAGGGUCUCUUCCGGGUGAAUCCGAGUCCUUUUAUGGCGAACGUGUUCGUGCGAAGUAGCGUGAUUGUUCUUGGAUUGGCUGCUAUGGGAUGUUUGUUUAUUAUCGAAAAACUGGGUGGAAUUUUAAGUGUUGCCACUUCACUAUCAGCUAUCGCUGCUGGAACAACAUGUGGUAUCUUCACGCUUGGAAUGCUAGUCCCAUGGAGCAAUUCGGCAGGGGCACUUGUAGGUGGGGUCGCCGGUGCGCUGCUCUCCGGUUGGGUUUCGCUAGGUGCACAGUUGGUCAGCGCAAAAGGUGACAUUGUACCUCAUCGACUUCCGGUAUCGGUUGACGGUUGUCCGGAUAAUUUCUUUGUGAAUAGCUCAAUCGUUAACCCGAGCUAUCCUGAUGAGUCAGACGUGUUCCCGUUGUAUCGUCUAUCAUACCACUGGAUCACACCGAUUGGGGUGUUGACCGUGAUGGUAGUGGGCACAAUUGUCUCGUUUUUGACUGAGCCAAGAAAUCUAAAGGAUAUUGAUCCUGAACUGAUUUCUCCUGUGAUACAUCGGUUUCUACCGCAAGAAUCUUUUGGAAACUAUGGAUCAGCUAGUAAGGAUGCACCUUUCCAUACUUCGGAGGAAAUGCGGUCGAGACACGGAACGGACUUAACGAGUGGUAAACAAAAACGAUCUCAUUGAUAACUCGUCCUAGUACUUAACGACAAACCCAGAGUUAUGAAUGAACCUUUACUUAACUUGAAAUUAAUGGAACUGGAACAUAGAUGUAAUACAUGCAAUCUCUGCGAGUAGCUGCUUACCUAGAAAUAGUUUAAAUUAUACGUAUAGAACCAACGUAAAACACUGUGCUGUACAAAUAGAUACUAUUAUUUUAAAUACAAAAAAAUGGGUUAUACCGAUAAGUGUUUGAGGUUUGCACUUAUUACAAAGAUAGGUACAACGUGCUAACAUUUGUGUAACUGCCUGUGAUACAAUCAAAGAAUUGUUUAGGAUGUAUGUGGUUAAAUGAUAUUUUUAUAUCGUCACUUUCUGAAGUGAAGUAUGAAAUUUUGAAUAAAAUUUGUACGGAAUGGAAA
Molecule: messenger RNA, 2936 nt
Organism: Toxorhynchites rutilus septentrionalis
Lineage: Eukaryota; Metazoa; Arthropoda; Insecta; Diptera; Culicidae
Gene: SLC5A11
Product: sodium-coupled monocarboxylate transporter 1
Exons: 9
Coding region: 658-2541 (627 amino acids)
Biological process (GO): transmembrane transport; sodium ion transport
Cellular component (GO): membrane
Molecular function (GO): symporter activity
Source: RefSeq, a predicted model, not a curated record